Messenger RNA from Racocetra fulgida, 723 nucleotides. NCBI's taxonomy places the organism in Eukaryota, Fungi, Glomeromycota, Glomeromycetes, Diversisporales, Gigasporaceae. The record is from the annotation of a GenBank genome assembly.
AUGGCAGGGAUAAUAUCUACACAACGAUCUGAAUCAAUAAACGGUGUAAUUAAACGGACUGUAAAUGAAAGAACUCAACUUCACAUCCUGUUUAACCGAAUUGAAUUACGUGUUGCAGAAGAACAAUUUGCUGGUCGCAAAAAGGUUAAUUUUGAGGAUCCAUAUAAUUUAACAUUAGAGGUUGUUGAUAAUGGGCUGAUUGAAUUUGAGUAUGACUUUCGUCAGAUACGUUUUGAUGAACUUCUUGAGGGGAUCGAUCAUUCCUUAGUUGCUGAAGUUUGGGAAGUUCAAUCAAUCGAGCAUAAAUCGAAUAUUGGACAGAAUUCUGAAAAGGCUUAUUUUCACAUUUCUCUCAUUCCAAGACAUUGGUACAAAGAUGAAUUUAUGGACGCGGUAGUUGUUGAUGAGCCAUUUCUUAGAAGAAAUUCAUUAGAAAAGAACAGUUCAACACCAUCUUUACUUUCUUUUCCGGAUGUUGUUGAUUCGUGGAAUAUCAUGCUUAUUGAAGCUUCUGUACAAGCUGCAGCAAAAGCAAUUGGCCGUAAACAAUCGAUUAAAGGAACAUUGCUUGGGCUUGCCUGUAAAUGUGUAGAAGUAGUUAAUUACGAUGAUUUAAAUAAUUCAAAGAUUUUGAUAGAAACAUUUAAGAAAUGGAUACGCAUCCAUGAGGAAGCACAAUGCAGCAAACAAAUUAUAGAACAGGAACUAGAUGAUAACCAAAUU